CGUCAAUGCAAACUUGGAUUGAUCGUGCGUUCGCGUAUUUCAUUUCUUAGGCAAUGAUACAUCUGUGCAUGUAAUUAUUAUUCAUUUGAUUGCCAUAAAAGUAAGAAAUAACAAUUAAUUGUUGUAUUGUCCAAAGAAUGUCCCAAGAAGAUUUCUAAAUAACUUGACGUGUCGAAUCUGCUGUCAUUGCUUGAUAUAUAUCAAUAGAAAGAGGUCUUAUUGUUUUUAUCACUUUUGGUUGAUUUAAAAAAAAAAUCCAAAGAAAUACGCGUCUUAUCGUUUUUGGAAAAUAUACGCGAGCGGCUGGUAUGUACUUUCGGUAGCGCUGAGACUGUCAUAAAUAAUUGUCUACUCAUUCAGCCUCUUGAUACCCUUGUAUAUUCUUAUUGCUCAUUUGGGUUAAUUAAUAUUGUUGAAUCAUCGGCAUUGAUGGUUCAGUUCUUAAUCAUUCCUGUACAUUAGUUUUUGAUUUAAUCUUUGUUUACCUCUGUUUGCAUAUUUUUUUCUUCUUAUUCAUUUAUUACCUUCUACAUGAGUAUCGAUUAUAUAUUCACUGCAGUUUUCGAUCCUGAUCAAGGCCCUGUUUUGCAAUACCAGUUUCCUCGAACGGGUCACUAUGAUUUCCGAUUCCUUGCAGAAGUAAUGUUACCAGAUAGGAUUCAUGAACGAAAUGAGGAUUGGCUUCAAUUUUUUCUUCAUUUUCAUGAGGAUCUUCAGUCGUUUUCUCUUUUUCCUUCGGUUACCAAGGCUAUAAAAGGGCCAGACGGCUCUAAAGUUUAUCAUGUUCUGAAUGUUAUUCAUACAAAGCGGGAGCAAUUAGCUAAACGAAAUGGUACGUUAUCUGCAAUGGCUAUUUGCACUUCUUUUCCUCACGUCCAAGUGUUGAAGCCGUUAUUGGAUAGUGCUUGGAAACGUUUCGAUGCUUCACCUUCUUCCUUAACCUUAGAGCAUGUGUUUAAAGAACUCUGCAGUUACGAUUUUAAUUCAUUUACAUUAGAUGUCUCUUUAAAUUCUUCGGUUAUACUGACACUAAACGACUUCCACCGGUAUAUCAAUUCAGAAUCCCAAAGUCAAAAAUCAUUAAUGAGAACUGCCAGUCAUUCUCGCUCCUUUCAUAGUUCUGACAAAAAAAUUCCGCCUACAAAAGUUUUACUGAGUAGUUCGACAUAUGGUAAACCAGGAACCAUUACCUGUGAAGUCCCUACUGUCUUCCUACCCGAGUGUGUAGGUGAAUAUGAUAUAUCCAAUCUAAUUCAAACAUUUAUCAACAGUUCUCUUCCUCUAUCGAAAUAUACUUCCAGUCUGCCUAUUGAUGAAGCUCAUACGAAUCCAAUUAUUGUUCUUAUAAACUCUCUACUUCUUCAAAAGCGAGUACUCUUUCUCACUAGCAAGCUUCCAGCCCAUGUGUUAACCUCCUACGUGUUAUCUGCUAGCGCGUUGGCUUCUGGAGCUUCGGGCUUAUUACAAGGGUACUUAAACAUGACUUUCCCAUAUGUGGAUUUAUCGAAUGUCGAUGAGUUAUUAAAGCUUCCAGGUUACAUAGCAGGAGCAAUGAACCCGACGUUUCAAUAUCAUCAAGAUUGGUGGGAUUUACUUUGUGAUUUAGAUAAUUGCAUCAUCCACGUAUCGCCUGAACUAACAAAGAAAAACAUGAGCUUUAGAAAUCUGGAAUUAAUUGCUUCAGUACCUUAUAAUCAGCUUUCUUCAAUUAACAAGUUGAAGGAACAUACCGAACAACAGUUGAUAAGUGAUCUACAAAAAAUGUUGAUUCAUCGGAACAAAGAAUUACUUGUUCGUUGGAGAAUUCGAAGUUACUUGUUAUCGUUCAUUAGAAAAGCAGUAAGCUACGAGUACAUGUUCUUGGAAUCAUCUCCACUUAAUCCCCAUAUAGAAAAAUACAAAGUAGAAGGAUUUGGUUGGUUUUGGCCAGAUCGUACUUCUGGAGUGAAUGAAUUAUCCCUCAUGGCCGGGAAAUUUGAGGAAUGGAGAAAAACCAAAUCUUACGAAAAUUAUUGUCAUAGGAUGGCAAACACAGACAUAUCAGUAGCAUUAUAUAUGGAUGUUUCUUACCAUUUAGAUAGACUUCGUCUUCAGGCCGUGUCCUCUGCAGAAGCAGCUCGCAUUUACUUGGCGCUCGAACAGUAUAUACAGACAGACGAAGAUAUAACUUAUUUACUCAGUUUAUGCCCGCUCCACGAAGGGGGAUUAACUAUAAUAUCGUACGGACUUUAUCAUAUAUCAACCAUUGUCCGUGAAAAAGUUGUGAAAUUAUUAGAAAAAGUGAGUCGACAUAAGUAUGGACAAAUUUUUUUUUCAUGUUUGUCAGAAGUUGAUAAACUAAUGUAUGCUUCAAUAAAAUCUUACUUGGAGUAGUUCAACUUAAUAGUUUUCUACGACACUUCUUGAUAGAUUGGGAAAACAAAAGAAAGGCAAAAGGUUUAUAUAAUAAUAAUAAUAAUAAUAAUUUUAAUAAUUCAUUGUGAGUUCCUUCUUAUGAUA
Messenger RNA from Schizosaccharomyces octosporus yFS286, 2499 nucleotides. Its product is annotated as cytoskeletal protein. Lineage: Eukaryota; Fungi; Ascomycota; Schizosaccharomycetes; Schizosaccharomycetales; Schizosaccharomycetaceae. The transcript has 3 exons. Gene Ontology annotation, cellular component: plasma membrane. The record is from RefSeq and is a predicted model, not a curated record. The coding region runs from base 532 to 2373 and encodes 613 amino acids. Gene Ontology annotation, biological process: actin cortical patch localization.